Molecule: messenger RNA, 1755 nt
Organism: Thlaspi arvense
Lineage: Eukaryota; Viridiplantae; Streptophyta; Magnoliopsida; Brassicales; Brassicaceae
Source: the annotation of a GenBank genome assembly
AUGAGAAUUUCAGUGAUGCAGAUUCUUUCCCGACAAAACAUGGCCGAUUUCGAGGAGAACGAAGCUCCUGCUAUGUCUGAUGCAGAAAUAUCCACGCAGAUUAAGACUACAGUUAACAAAGGAGGAGAGUAUCGCUGCAAGUCAUGCGUUGAAGGAAGCAGUUGCAGGACAGUGAGGUCAAGAACGAAGCUGAUGAACGUUCUGAUCGAACGAGGACGGCCUCACGAGGUGCAAACCGUUUUCAAAACGUUGGCAGAGACAGGACACAGGCCGUCCUUGAUCACUUACACGACUCUCCUAGCUGCCAUGACGGUCCAGAAGCAGUACGGUUCCAUAAGCACUAUACUCUCGGAGGUGGAACAGAGCGGGACCAAACCUGACUCCAUCUUCUUCAAUGCCGUCAUCAACGCUUUCUCUGAGUCUGGUAACAUAGAGGAUGCGAUGCAGGCUCUGUUGAAAAUGAAGGAACUUGGUCUAAAUCCCACCACGAGCACAUACAACACGUUGAUCAAAGGGUACGGGAUUGCAGGCCAGCCUGAGAGAUCAUCCGAGCUGCUGGAUCUAAUGUUGGAGGAGAACAGUAUUGAUGUUAGACCGAAUAUAAGGACGUUCAAUGUGCUGGUGCAAGCCUGGUGCAAGAAGAAGAAUGUGGAGGAGGCGUGGAAAGUGGUGCAGAAGAUGGAAGAGUGCGGAGUCAAGCCAGACACAGUGACGUAUAACACGAUCGCAACUUGUUAUGUGCAGAAAGGAAAGACAGAGAGAGCUGAGAGAGAGGUGGUCGAGAGGAUGGUUAUGAAGGAGAAGGCUAAACCAAACGGAAGAACGUGUGGGAUAGUGGUGGGAGGGUACUGUAGAGAAGGGAGAGUGAGAGAUGGUUUGAGGUUUGUGCGGAGAAUGAAGGAAAUGAGAGUUGAAGCAAACCUUGUGGUCUUCAAUUCUUUGAUAAAAGGCUUCGUUGAGGUCAUGGACCGUGAUGGCAUCGAUGAGGUUCUUAGCUUGAUGAAGGAGUGUAAGGUGAAGGCAGAUGUAAUCACGUACAGCACCGUGAUGAACGCUUGGAGCUCAGCUGGAUACAUGGAGAAAGCUGCACAAGUGUUUGAAGAAAUGGUCAAAGCAGGAGUCAAACCAGACGCUCACGCUUACAGCAUCUUGGCCAAAGGGUACGUCAGGGCUAAAGAGCACGAGAAAGCCGAGGAGCUUCUAGAGAACAUGGUUGAAUGCAGGCCCAAUGUUGUGAUCUUCACCACGGUGAUCAGCGGGUGGUGCAGCAGCGGAAGUAUGGAUGACGCCAUGAGGGUUUUCAACAAGAUGUGCGAGUUCGGGGUCUCACCGAAUAUCAAGACGUUCGAGACGUUGAUGUGGGGUUACCUGGAAGUGAAGCAGCCAUGGAAAGCCGAAGAGGUUCUGCAGAUGAUGGGAGGAUUCGGCGUGAAGCCUGAGAACUCUACCUACACGCUGGUAGCAGAAGCUUGGCGUGUCGCGGGACUCACUGAUGAGUCGAACAAAGCGAUCAAUGCAUUGAAAUGUAAAGACAUUGAGAUCGAGAAGUUGGAGAAUCUUUACCAGAAACAGUCCUCCGGGAAUUUUAACCUAUUGCAGAUUCCGAUCGGGAAACGGGAGCUUCCAACUGCAAAAGCAAUGAAUCUUUCUGCUUGCAAACUCGGAGCUCGAGUGCCAGUUAUAUGCCAGAAGCAGUCCCAAGCCCAGUUUGGGAUCAGUGGGCAGUUCGUGCAUUCUUGUACAGUGUUUUUCUGA